GUUACACCGUAUCGUGUAAUAUGAGCAUGCACUCCACUGCCCUUUAUUUAUUUAGACGUAGCUAAGUGCCUAGCCGACUAGGUAUAAUAUUGAAGCUCCUAUAUCCCUUGUUAACAUCAUUCCUGUGUACUGGAAGCGCCGAUAUGAAGCCCAUACUCCAAAAUUAUCAACGGAGAGGUGGAGAAGCUACUCUCAACUUUGACGAAAGAAAGAAGUUAAUCCCGUUGCGCCUCUUAACCCCUUGCAUAGAAGUAAAAUCACGUGGAUCUCACCCCCUAUCCACCCCGGUCGAGACCUACUCUCCGACCAUGUCAAGCUCACGCCCAUGGCCCGGUUGCCGGGAGGAUUACAGCCUUAUUUUUCCAGCGGCAGGAUCAGUCCCUUACCUCUCUAUGAAUUACUCCCGGGGCAGUAGCAAUGGUUAUCGAAUUAUAAUUUUGUUCUGAUCCGCACGACAUCCGAUUGGAUUGUCAACUACACUAGGAGCUUCCGGUCGGCAUUGACACCGCGGAUGUAUGUCAUCAUUGGCAGAGGCGAUCCUAUCAUUGGGUAGCUAUCUCGCUCUACUCGUCACGCAUAUGAUGCCCAACAUCACUGGAAUGCAGCUUGGCAAUGCAAGCCAAUGUAGCACUUUGCCCUGUAGAGAGUUCGUCCACGCUGUUCCCAGUAUCCGCGGACGAGGCUCCUCCGCAAAGAUGCUCACGCAUAGCCGAACCCAGGGAUCUGACUUGGUGAAAGCUGCCCCGAGUGCAUCUUCAGCUCCUCCAGACCCAGAGGCGACUUUUUUAGGUGCCCAGGUGUGUAAUGGGCUUGGUUUGCCAGAAGUUGAAGAUCUGGGAGACCUCGAUGCGGAUAAUGGUGCGCAAUGAGCAUUGGAUCACAUCUCUCCCGACGGCAAUAACGCGUCCAAUAUUAGGUAUCUGCCAAUAUGAUCAAGAGUCGGUCAAGAAGUGGUCUGGAGGUGCAAGUCUAGCUGAGAUAUUGAUCGAGGAAUUGGAUUUGGCGAGUAGAUUUGAUCCUAGUCUGGAAGUUCAUGCUGACAUGACAAAUUUCAACUUCCAUUCCCCAGAAUGUUGAUGUUUCCUUUGGCCACAAGGGGUUCGAAGCAGUUUUAGAUAAAUUAGUCAUAAGCGUUAUCCAUUACUAAUCUCAGCCACAUAUGAAUUUUAUAUCAUGUACAUACCUUCUUCAUCCGAAACAUUGAGUUCUUGAAGAAUGGCGGAGGUACUGGAGUUGGCUGGGACUCGAUGUCGUUUUCUUUUUCCAGUGAUACAUAUUUCCCCAGCCACUAAUAACUCGGAUUGAAUGUUCUCUUAGUCAAAGUGACACCGGAAAUGCAACAAUAGAAGUACAAGACUCCUUCUAAUACUUUAACCAGAGAUGAUUCGUUAAACCAAGAAUAUGAGGCAGGAAAAGACGACAAUGCAAGAUGAUAGGUCGUUUCUUUCGUGUUUCAUACGUACUACGUGCCCGUCUGCCGUACUUGCAGCUGUAGUGCGAACCACUUUGUAUACUUUUGU
This is a messenger RNA of Hypoxylon fragiforme, 1520 nucleotides long. RefSeq lists its product as uncharacterized. The transcript has 4 exons. The record is from RefSeq and is a predicted model, not a curated record. The coding region runs from base 516 to 869 and encodes 117 amino acids. Lineage: Eukaryota; Fungi; Ascomycota; Sordariomycetes; Xylariales; Hypoxylaceae.